GCACCAUCGCUAACCUGGGAGAAGCUCCGCCGUUCGCAGAGAGAAACGCCGCUCGAGACCUCGGCGUGCUCUGGCCACCGCUCGCCGUUCAACCUAAACGGAGGAUCUCAGCAUCGGUAUCAAGGGCCGGCCACCGUGAAUGCCAGCUUCUUGGCGGUCACACCAUUCUCUUUUUUGAGGGCUGCGAAGAUUAAAACGAGAGAAAACCCUCCUCCUUCCUCUCUUUCUUCUCUGUUUCUAGGGUUUCGGAGGUCUUUUUUUCUCCUACUUCUCGAGUAUUUUCUUCCGAUUCGUCACUUCUUGAGCCAUUUCCGGGGUUUUUAAACGUUCUUUUAUUGAACGGCUAGAAAACGAGCUUUCGGGAAUGCCCGGGUGUGCGUGUUGAUAGGCGUUUUGAAAAACCAUUUUCUUGAUUUAUCUGCCUUGGAUUCGUCUGUUCUUGCGAGGUUUAUAGGGUCCGGGCGCGAUCUUUUUGUUGAAAGAAUAGAAGAUGCGCUAUCCGAAGGGUCCGGUGGUGUAGGUCAUAGACGUUACAAGGACCGGGUUUCGUCUGCUCUGCCUCGGAUUCGGCAUUUCUUGAGAGUUGCUAGGUUCCCAGGUGAUCCUUUGUUUUAAAAAAAAUGGAAAUGAGAUACCGGAAAGGCGCGGCGGUGUGGGUGGAAGACAAGCAAUGCGGCUGGGCGGAGGCGGAGGUGGUUGAUGUCAGAGACAAAUCCGUGGUGGUGACAACCUCUCAAGGAAAUAAGAUCACGACCUCUCCUGAGAAAUUGCCGCCCAGGGAUCCGGAGGCAGAUCUUGGAGGAGUGGAUGAUAUGACCAAAUUGACGUAUCUUAACGAGCCGGGAGUUCUUUAUAACCUCUCAAGGAGAUACGCUCUUAAUGAGAUAUAUACAUACACAGGAAGCAUUUUGAUUGCAGUUAAUCCGUUCACAAGGCUUCCUCAUCUUUAUGAUGGGCACAUGAUGGAGCAGUAUAAGGGUGUUCAAUUUGGGGAGUUAAGUCCACAUGUCUUUGCUGUAGCUGAUGCUUCAUACAGGGCCAUGACGAAGGACAACUGCAGCCAGUCUAUCUUGGUCAGUGGAGAAAGCGGGGCUGGAAAAACUGAAACAACAAAGCUCAUUAUGCAAUACCUAACAUAUGUUGGUGGUCGGGCUGUUGGUGAUGACCGAACAGUCGAGCAACAAGUCUUGGAAUCGAAUCCGCUUUUAGAGGCUUUUGGUAAUGCAAAAACAGUUAGAAAUAAUAAUUCCAGUCGUUUUGGGAAGUUUGUCGAAAUCCAGUUUGAUCGAAGUGGUAGAAUUUCUGGUGCUGCAAUUAGAACCUACCUUUUGGAAAGAUCUCGUGUUGUGCAGAUUACAGAUCCUGAAAGGAAUUACCACUGUUUCUAUCAGCUAUGUGCUUCUGGAAAGGAUGCAGAAAGGUACAAGCUUGCCCACCCAAGCAACUUUCAUUACUUGAAUCAGAGCAAAACAUGUGAGUUAGAUGGAGUAAGCAGUGCAGAAGAAUAUAUGAAGACACGGAGGGCAAUGGAUAUUGUUGGUAUUAGUCUUAUUAAUCAGGAAGCUAUAUUUCGCACCUUGGCUGCUAUCCUUCAUCUUGGAAAUGUUGAAUUUUCUCCUGGAAAAGAACCUGAUUCAUCUGUCAUAAAGGAUGCAAAGUCUAAUUUUCACCUUCAGAUGGCUGCUGAACUGUUUAUGUGUGAUCAGAGCCUUUUGCUUGUGACCUUGUCUUCACGUUCCAUACAAACUCGUGAAGGAAGUAUUGUUAAAGCACUUGACUGUGCUGCUGCUGCGGCUAGUCGUGAUGCUUUAGCUAAGACUGUAUAUGCUCGUUUAUUUGACUGGCUCGUUGAACAUAUUAAUAAGUCUGUUGGACAAGAUGUUGAUUCUAUGAUGCAGAUUGGAGUUUUGGACAUCUACGGCUUUGAAUGCUUUAAAAAGAACAGUUUUGAGCAGUUCUGCAUUAACUUUGCUAAUGAGAAACUUCAACAACAUUUCAAUGAGCAUGUAUUUAAGACGGAGCAGGAAGAAUACAAAAAUGAGAGAAUUAAUUGGAGCUACAUUGAAUUUGUAGAUAAUCAAGAUGUUUUGGAUUUGAUUGAAAAGAAGCCAAUUGGAAUAAUUGCACUCCUGGAUGAAGCUUGUAUGUUUCCAAAAUCAACACAUGCAACAUUUACAACCAAGCUGUUUCAAAGCUUCCGGACACAUCCGAGAUUGGGAAAGCCGAAGUUUUCUGAAACAGAUUUUACUUUAUCUCAUUAUGCUGGAAAGGUGAUAUAUCAAACAGAUUCCUUUUUGGAUAAAAAUCGAGACUAUGUUGUUAUAGAACACCGCAAUCUGUUAUCUUCUUCAAAAUGCUCUUUCAUUUCUGGGCUUUUCGCUUCAUUGCCAGAGGAAUCAUCAAGAUCUUCUUACAAGUUUUCUUCAGUUUCUUCUAGAUUUAAGCAACAACUCCAGGCUCUAAUGGAAACGCUCAACUCAACAGAACCUCAUUAUAUUCGGUGUAUAAAGCCUAAUUCUUUGAAUUCUCCUCAGAAUUUUGAAAAUCAGAGUGUCUUACAUCAGUUACGAUGUGGGGGUGUUCUUGAGGCAGUUAGGAUAAGUCUUGCCGGUUAUCCUACUCGGAAGACAUAUUCUGAAUUUGUAGAUCGUUUUGGAAUCCUAGUUCUAGAGUGUACGGACGGAAGAUUCGAUGAGAAGUCUGUUACAGAGAAAAUAAUAAAGAAGUUGAAACUUGAGAACUUCCAACUUGGCAGGACCAAGGUUUUCCUUCGGGCCGGUCAGAUUGCAGUUUUAGAUUCUCGGCGUGCUGAGGUUCUGGAUAAUGCUGCAAGGAUUAUUCAGGGGUAUUUACGAACAUUUAUUGCAAACAAGGAAUUUGUGAUAACUAGGAGGGCUGCGAUUACUCUCCAAGCAUAUUGGCGGGGCUGUUUGGCUCAAAGUAGAUAUGAAAGUUAAAAGACAAAUCAGUCUGCAGCUCUCACAAUUCAAAAAUAUAUACGAAGAUGGAUAUCACACGAUGCUUUCUUGUGCAUUGUUGUUAGCAGUUUAGUCAUUCAAUCUAGCAUUCGAGGUUAUGUCAUUCGCCAAAGUUUCAUGGCGAUGAAGGAGCAUAGGGCUGCCAUGCUGAUCCAGGCGCAAUGGAGGAUGCAAAAGAUCUCCUUGCUUUAUCGGCAGUAUCAACAUGCUGCAAUAUCCAUACAAAGUGCUUGGAGACAGAAGCUUGCAAAAAGAGAGCUUAGGAGGCUCAAAUUGGCUGCAAACGAAGCUGGUGCAUUGCGUAAAGCAAAAGACAAACUUGAGAAGAGUUUGGAAGAUCUUACAUUGCGACUGACAUUGGAAAAAAGAUUAAGAGUAGCUGCUGAAGAUUCAAAGGCAGCAGAAAUUUCAAAGCUUCAGAAAGCUUUGGAGUCAUUGAACGCUGAGUUGGAAGUGGCCAAAUUGGCCACUAUUAGUGAGCGCGAUAAAAGUUCCUCGCUUCAAAUUCAGUUGGAGUUGUCAAUGAAGGAUCAAGAAACUACAAGGAGUAGUCUUGUUGAAAUGGCAGAACUGAACAAGGAGAACUUCUUAUUGAAGAGUUCACUGGAAUCUCUGACAAAAAAGAACUUGGAAAUGGAGCAAGAGCUUCUGAAAGCUCGAGAAUGCAGUCAUGAUACUUUGGAUAAAUUGCAGGAUGUGGAAUCAAAAUAUUUGCAACUUCGUCAGAACGUGCAUAACUUGGAGGAGAAGCUUGCAAACUUAGAAGAUGAGAAUCACUUUCUGAGGCAAAAAGCAUUAAGCUUAUCUCCCAGGAAGAACCUAGUUGGGGUUCUAAAACCUUUUACUGAGAACUAUUCUGUGGCAUCCGUGCUUUCCAAUAUCAACCAGAAACCUGUAUUUGAAACUCCGCCACCUGCAAAUCUUUUUCCAUUUCCUCACAGCUUAAUGGACUCACGAAGAUCAAGGAUGACUGAGAGACAUGAGGAGUAUCACGAACUACUUCUGAGGUGCAUAAAGGAAGAUUUGGGGUUUAAGGAUGGUAAGCCAGUUGCAGCUUGUAUCAUAUAUAAAUGCUUAGUCCAUUGGCGAGUUUUUGAGGCUGAGAGGACAACAAUUUUCGACUACAUAAUUGAGGCAGUUAAUAAUGUUAUCAAGGUGGACAAUGAGAAUGAUGUCUUGCCGUAUUGGCUGUCCAAUGCUUCUGCACUUUUAUGCCUCCUGCAGAGAAAUCUACGAUCAAAUGGAUAUCUUACAACACCUAGAUGUUCUACUGGGUCUUUCGCGUUGAGUGGAAGGAUGACACAAGGUGUAAAGUCUCCUACAAAGCUUAUUGGGCUAGAAGAGAGCUGGUCACGUGUAGAUGCUCGAUAUCCAGCUAUGCUAUUUAAGCAGCAAUUGACGGCCUGCUUGGAGAAGAUAUUUGGAUUGAUUCGGGAUAAUUUAAAGAAAGAGAUAUCACCACUUCUAAGUCUUUGCAUUCAGGCACCUAAAUCUACUCGAGCAGCAAGCGGAAGGAGAUCUAAAUCACCUGAUGGUACUGUUCAGCAGCCAAUGAGCAGUCAUUGGGAUCGCAUCAUCAAAUUUUUGGAUUCUUUUAUGGACCGAUUGCAUAAAAACUAUGUACCUUGCUUUUUUAUCCGCAAGCUUGUUACCCAGGUUUUUUCUUUUAUCAAUAUCCAGCUUUUCAAUAGUCUGCUACUGCGACGUGAAUGUUGCACAUUUUCUAAUGGGGAGUAUGUAAAAUCUGGGCUUGCAGUGCUGGAAAAGUGGAUUUCUGAUUCUACAGAGGAGUUUGCAGGUACAUCAUGGCAUGAGCUAAACUAUAUCAGACAAGCCGUUGGGUUUUUGGUUGUACAUCAGAAGAGGAAAAAAUCUCUUGAGGAUAUCAGGAAAAAUCUUUGUCCGGCGUUGAGUGUAAGGCAAAUUUAUCGAAUAUGCACAAUGUAUUGGGAUGACAAAUAUAGUACACAAAGCGUCUCAAAUGAGGUUGUUGCAGCAAUGAGGGAUAUGGUGAACAAAGACUCUCAAAAUCUUAUUUCAAAUUCAUUUUUACUGGAUGAUGAUCUGAGCAUUCCAUUUUCAACUGAAGACAUAUCAAAGGCUAUUCCCAUGAUAGAUCCAACAGAUGUCGAACUCCCACCAUCCCUUCGACAAUUCCCAUCUGCUCAGUUCUUAAUCCAACCCCUUGAGCCACUACCUGCUUAGUUGAAAAACCAUGCUAUGAAAUCGAACUUCUAUUCAACAUGCUUCUGUGGGAGUAGGUUAUCAGAGAUCUGAAAGUUCAAGGACCAUAUAUGCUUGUGAACGGUGAAAGAGGUUUUGGCUUCAAUGCUAUUAAAAUUGAAGAUCAUCACAAGCACUGGCCUGCUAACCAUGCAAUUUUGACGAAAAAUGCUGCAUAAUCUAACAUAUAGAACUUAGGUAUUGUAACCACUUGUAACAUGAAAUCCACUCUUCUUCACUAAUCUAGCAAGUUUAGUUUGUUAAUGUUUUUAUCUAGCAAGCUCCAGAGUGCCGUGGAUCACUUUGCGGACUGCAUAGGGGAUGGUUAAAAUUGUUUUAUGACUUCUAUUGAUUCAUGUCACAGAGAUCUUGUAGUUGCUGAAAAUUUCUUUAUAUGAUAUAUGUUGCUGAUGA
Molecule: messenger RNA, 5615 nt
Organism: Phoenix dactylifera (date palm)
Lineage: Eukaryota; Viridiplantae; Streptophyta; Magnoliopsida; Arecales; Arecaceae
Source: RefSeq, a predicted model, not a curated record